UGAUUAUGAAUUUUCGCUUAAGCUCUGAAAUCGCUAUGACACAGAAUAAUUCGAAGGCUAAAUAUUCAUUUAACCACGACAUAUGGUGUAACGUCUGACAGAAAAAAACACGUUUGAAUCAAACUACGUCAAUGGCAUGAGUCAUCACAUCAACUUAUAUUCACUUCGUGGAGAUAACACUCUUCAAGACUAAAAACAUCUCUCGUUAUCAUGGGUUAUCGAAUCUGUUUCUGUUUUAUCGUUGCUCUUGUGACUCUUGAUUCACUGAAGGGGUCAUCAACAAAGAAGAAAUGUGGGUUCACACAGGCGGGUUCAGUGAAUUUCAAUGUUUUGAACCUAUGCUUAAAGAGCAUACAGCAGACGCUGAAAUCUUUGGACCAGCGACUACGUGCCCUGGAGAAACCAAAAGCCUGCAAGUUCGACUUUGAACACGGAAUAGGGGCCUGGGCUAAAACUGGUACAGUGUUCAAUAACCAGCCGACCUACGGUGACAACUCUGCAGCUCGGUACCAAACACCUGCCAAUCAGCAGGGGGACUGGUGGAUUGGGGGAUACAAGAACAGACCCUCUAUAUCUACCCCUGUAGUACAGGGAGACAGGCCACAAGGAACUCUUACCUCUCCACCCUUCAAAAUAAAUGGCAAGAACGUCUCAUUCCUGAUCGGCGGAGGCUGUGAUAUCAAAUUGAUUCGAGCAGAGUUGAUCAUUGGUGCGAAGGUGGUGAAACAAGUCACUGGAAAAUGUCAUGAGACCAUGAUUCGAAAAUUCUGGGAUGUUGGAGCUUACAUUGGCAAAAGUGCACGCGUCAAACUGGUUGACUUCAGCUCCGGAUCAUGGGGUCAUAUAAAUUUUGAUGAUCUUAAGGGCGACAUAAGCUGCUAGUAACACUGUUUUCUCGAGCUUAGAGGAGUUCAAACGGAAAAGGGGGGAGUUAUAAGGUAAAUUGAGGGUUGUUAAACAUCAAUGUAGUCCUUUUAAAAAUGUGGGAAAUAAAAUCAUCUAACAUGCUAA
Messenger RNA from Pocillopora verrucosa, 1011 nucleotides. Lineage: Eukaryota; Metazoa; Cnidaria; Anthozoa; Scleractinia; Pocilloporidae. The record is from RefSeq and is a predicted model, not a curated record.